Alternaria arborescens is the source of this 1215-nucleotide messenger RNA. RefSeq lists its product as hypothetical. Bases 1 to 1215 code for a protein of 404 amino acids. The transcript has a single exon. NCBI's taxonomy places the organism in Eukaryota, Fungi, Ascomycota, Dothideomycetes, Pleosporales, Pleosporaceae. The record is from RefSeq and is a predicted model, not a curated record.
AUGGCUCUCGGCUUCGCUGCCCUUACCGUUGGACAGUUCCAAACCACUGUCACUUCUGUCAGCUGCGCUGUCUGUACUGCUGACACACCGACCCGCUCCAACGGCUACACUGCCCCCACUACCGACUCGAGUGAUCUCACCCUCACCAUCACCAAGUACCAUCGCCAAGAUCCCCCAUCUUCGACUUGUACAAGCACCACCGACACUCGCGUCGACGUCACCGAGUAUCUUCCUCCCAUUUCCACUCACAUUCAAUGCGGUCCCGACAAGGCUACAACCACCUGCUCUACCUCAUACGAGUGCGGUUGCCACUCCACUCACUAUACUCGGCCCUAUGCUCCCGACACACAUCUCUGCUUUCCUGAUGAAACACGUACGAUUUCGUAUCCAGACUUCGGUGCUGGCCGUACUCAGCCUGGACGCGGUGUCGCUCGUGCGGCAAGGCAGACAAACGCACCCAAGCAGACAUGGACGAGGACCCAUAGCCAGUCUAUCGCAGCUAGAGCUACAUCCCAGGACUUGGGUGGACGGUCUCAGCGUCGCGUUGCGAGGGAGGCUGAAGCUACGGCUGUCGUAGCUCCUCGUUGCGAGCCUGGAAAGUUCGGUCCUGGAUGCUUCCCGAUUAUUACCCAUCCGGCAGCCGACGCUAUCGAAGCAUUCCAGGCCGAGCCUACCGUCGCCGCAGCACCUUGCGACCCCGGUUACUUUGGUCCUGGAUGCAAGGCACGCGAACCUGUAGCGCCUCGCUGCGAGCCUGGGAAGUUCGGCCCUGGAUGUUUCCCGAUUAUCACGCAUCCAGUAGCUGACGCUAUCGAUGCACGCGAGGCCGAGUCUACCGCUGUAGCUGCUCGUUGCGAGCCCGGCAAAUUCGGUCCCGGAUGUUUUCCCAUCGUAAUCCACCCGCCUUCAGCCAACGCCGUCGAGGCACGCCAGGAUAUGUCUACAUCCUGUCGUCCAGGCUUUACUGGUACCGACUGCCAUAUGUGCAUCCCUGGAAGGAACGAGCCUGGUUGCCCACCUUCACCUUGGCCCCCUGUCGACGCAGCUACUACGCCAGCUCCUACCGCGACCACUUCUCACUAUGGUUGCCCGAGCGGUGUUUGUGGUCCUGGCUGUCGCUGGGGCCAUGAGUGCUUCUCGAAGAUUGGACGUGGUGCUGAGGCUACCGCUGUGGCAGAGGUUGUACAUAGUACCCUUCUUACACUGAGGGUCUAG